This is a messenger RNA of Equus quagga, 344 nucleotides long. RefSeq names its product histone H4. Gene Ontology annotation, cellular component: nucleosome. NCBI's taxonomy places the organism in Eukaryota, Metazoa, Chordata, Mammalia, Perissodactyla, Equidae. The transcript has a single exon. Gene Ontology annotation, molecular function: protein heterodimerization activity; structural constituent of chromatin; DNA binding. Gene Ontology annotation, biological process: nucleosome assembly. The record is from RefSeq and is a predicted model, not a curated record. The coding region runs from base 9 to 320 and encodes 103 amino acids.
UCCUGAGGAUGUCUGGACGUGGCAAAGGUGGAAAGGGUCUGGGUAAAGGUGGUGCCAAGCGCCACCGUAAGGUGCUGCGGGACAACAUCCAGGGCAUCACCAAGCCUGCCAUUCGGCGUCUGGCCCGGCGUGGGGGUGUCAAGCGCAUCUCCGGCCUCAUCUACGAGGAGACCCGCGGGGUGCUCAAGGUCUUCCUGGAGAAUGUGAUCCGGGACGCGGUCACCUACACCGAGCACGCCAAGCGCAAGACGGUCACCGCCAUGGACGUGGUCUACGCUCUCAAGCGCCAGGGGCGCACCCUUUAUGGCUUCGGCGGCUAAGAUAAAAAGCACUUGCAACCUAGU